Molecule: messenger RNA, 2997 nt
Organism: Colletotrichum orchidophilum
Lineage: Eukaryota; Fungi; Ascomycota; Sordariomycetes; Glomerellales; Glomerellaceae
Product: DNA ligase I
Exons: 2
Coding region: 1-2997 (998 amino acids)
Biological process (GO): nucleotide-excision repair, DNA gap filling; DNA biosynthetic process; DNA recombination
Cellular component (GO): DNA ligase IV complex
Molecular function (GO): DNA binding; DNA ligase (ATP) activity; ATP binding
Source: RefSeq, a predicted model, not a curated record
AUGAGCCAACGCAAGCGGCAAAAGUCGCCAGACGCAACGGCGAUUCAAGAGGAGGAGAGGCAAUAUGCCAUUGGAGGAACGACGUUAGAAGAAUUGAAUGAGAAGUACCCGAAUCGCCCACGCAAUCAUUCGCAGACAAUGCGCUUCUCAGAGCUUUUUAAAAGUCUUUUCAACCCUUUGAAUGAGAACAAGAAACAGCCAGCCGGUCGCGGUCCCCCCCGUACCAAGAAGGGCCCCCACGGACCACACAAGCUGUCACCACAGGAACAGAGAAGGCACAUCAUCGAGCGCUUCAUUUCGCGAUGGAGAAAUGAGGUGGGAAACGACAUCUACCCGGCUUUGCGGCUCAUUCUCCCCGACAAAGACCGAGAUCGCGGUGUCUAUGGCCUGAAGGAGAACGCUAUAGGCAAGCUUCUCGUCAAGCUCAUGAAGAUUGACAAGAAUUCGGAAGACGGCCACAACCUCCUCCACUGGAAGUUGCCGGGUCAAACCACUUUCUCGAGAUUAGCUGGCGACUUUGCGGGUCGAUGUUUCGAGGUCCUCUCCAAGCGACCGAUGAGGACGGAGGUUGGCGACAUGACGAUUGCGGAGGUCAAUGAGUUGCUGGACAAACUCGCUGCGUCGUCAGGAGAGCUAGAGAGCUUGGAGGUCUUUGAGAUUUUCUACGAGCGCAUGAACGCGGAGGAACUUAUGUGGUUGAUCCGCAUCGUGCUCAAGCAGAUGAAGGUGGGCGCGACCGAGCGAACCUUUCUCGACUUGUGGCACCCAGACGGCGAGGCUCUGUUCAGCGUAUCGUCGAGUCUACGACGUGUCUGCUGGGAGCUGUUUGACCCCAAAAUUCGUCUGGAGCAGGAUGAUACCGGGGUCACUCUUAUGGAAUGUUUUCAGCCCCAGCUGGCACAAUUCCAGAUGCCGUCCUCCUUCCAAAAGAUGGUCGAUUAUCUACGAACUACAGAGGAAGACCCCGAGUUCUGGAUUGAGGAGAAAUUGGAUGGCGAGCGCAUGCAGAUGCACAUGGCCGAAGACGCGAGCGUCCCAGGAGGUUGGCGUUUUUGCUUCUGGUCCCGUAAGGCUAAAGAUUACACCUACCUCUACGGCAACGGAUUGAAAGACGAAAAAGGAGCUUUGACUCGCCACUUGGCAGAUGCCUUCUCCGAGGGUGUCCGAAAUGUCAUCCUGGACGGUGAGAUGAUUACUUGGGACCCGGAAGUCGACAAGAUCAUGCCUUUCGGAACCCUCAAAACAGCCGCUUUGGCCGAGCAGAAUAAUCCUUACAGCAACUCAGGGCCCCGACCGCUCUAUCGUGUCUUCGACAUCCUAUUGCUCAAUGACCAGCCUCUGACGCAGUACACCCUACGAGAUCGUCGACGUGCUCUCGGGAAGGCUGUGAAAGGCGUUCACAGAAGGCUAGAGAUCCACGAAUACGAGUCUGCUACAACGCCGGAUGCCAUCGAGCCACUCCUCCGCAAGGUCGUCGCCGAGGCGUCGGAGGGCUUGGUCCUCAAGAACCCGAGGUCGAUGUACAGACUCAACAGUCGCAACGACGACUGGCUCAAGGUGAAGCCGGAGUACAUGUCCGAGUUCGGAGAGUCCCUAGAUUGUGUCGUUAUCGGCGGCUACUACGGCUCCGGGCGGAGAGGUGGCGCCAUCUCCAGCUUUAUGUGCGGUCUGCGCGUCAGCGAGAACCACAUAAAAGCUGGCGCAAACCCCGAGAAGUGCUUCAGCUUCUUCAAAGUCGGAGGCGGCUUCUCCGCGGGAGACUAUGCGGAGAUUCGGCAUCGAACGGACGGCAAGUGGAAUACGUGGGACUCGAAGAAGCCUCCGGUGGAAUACAUUGAGCUUGCGGGCGGCGACCGACAGUUUGAGAAGCCGGAUGUCUGGAUUCGACCCAGCGAGUCCGUCGUCGUGGAGGCCAAGGCCGCAAGCAUCGGCAACUCGGAGCAGUUCGCACUGGGCUUCACCCUGCGAUUCCCCCGUUUCCGCAAGCUGAGACCCGAAAAGAACUGGGACGAGGGCCUCAGCGUGCAAGAGUUUCUGGACCUCCGGAGGCGAGUGGAGGCGGAGGCCAAGGAGAAAACCAUGAGUGUCGAAAACCGCAAGCGGAAGUCGGUGAAGCGCAUCAAACGCGAAGUCGUGAUCGCCGGAACGGAAAACAUGCCGGCGCAGUUCCAAUCAGACAAGUCCAAGACAUUUAAGGGCCUCGAGUUCUGCGUCCUGUCAGAGUCACUCAAGCCGUUCAAGAAGACCAAGGCACAACUCGAGACCCUGAUUAAGGAGAACGGCGGCCAGGUUUCGCAGCGGGCUAGCCCACAAUCCGGAAUGAUUCUUGUGGCAGACAAGAACGUCGUCAAGGUUGCGAGUCUGGUCAAGGAAGGGCAAAAGGGCGGUGGUGUCAACAUCAUCAGGCCACUGUGGAUACAAGAUUGUCUCGAACAGGCUGACGACUCUCUGCUGCUCCCCUACGAGGAGCGACACUUGUUACACGCGACGGAAGCUCUCAAGACUGUUGCUUUGCAAAACACGGAUAUGUACGGGGAUAGCUACGCGCGCGAUAUCAACUUGGGCGAGCUGCGCAACAUUCUCAAGACGAUGCCCAAGAGAGAACCUGAUACCGAGCCUUUUGACAAGGCUCAAUUUCUGAAUCAGCUCGAGGAGCGUGGUCGCGGGGUGGGCCCGAUCAAAGGAUCAAUGUUCCAUCGCUGCGUGGUGCACCUGUUGAGCGUUGCACUAGAAGAAGAGGAGGACGAUAUCAAUUUGCUGAAGCUCAGGAAUUACCUCACCUUUGGCGGUGCCCGCUUGACAAGCGAUGCAGACGACGCGCAGGCUACACACAUAGUCGUUGUAGGGGAUAGUGACUUGCUGAAUGAAGCUGCUGCUGCAUUGCGAGAGGAAAUCAGCCAUAGACGGAAGAUUCCUCACAUAGUAACUGCGGACUGGGUCGAGGAAUGCUGGCGAGAGAACACGCUGCUGGAUGAGGAGAGGUACACGACAGUGUGA